This is a messenger RNA of Serpula lacrymans var. lacrymans S7.9, 863 nucleotides long. RefSeq lists its product as uncharacterized. Gene Ontology annotation, biological process: ribose phosphate biosynthetic process. The coding region runs from base 83 to 742 and encodes 219 amino acids. The record is from RefSeq and is a predicted model, not a curated record. Gene Ontology annotation, molecular function: sedoheptulose-bisphosphatase activity. The transcript has 9 exons. NCBI's taxonomy places the organism in Eukaryota, Fungi, Basidiomycota, Agaricomycetes, Boletales, Serpulaceae.
GGAAGAGCCGAAGUUAUCACUCAAGGUCUGCGUCUGAUUAACAUCUCCUCAAUUUUACAUUCCUGGUAAAUAGACAGUCAACAUGUCACGUCCUAUGCCCCGUCUAUUCUUGAUACGCCAUGGGGAAACCGAGUGGUCUCUCAACGGUCGCCAUACCGGUCGCACCGAUAUUCCCUUGACACAGCGAGGUGAAGGUCAGAUCAAGUCCAAAGCUGAGAUCCUAGUUGGCGAUGGAAAAAUUAUCGACCCAAAGAACCUUAGUAUAGCAUUCAUUUCGCCUCGUCAACGUUCCCACAAGACCUUCCAUCUUUUGUUUGAGCAUUUGCCUCAAGUUCCGGAUCACAUACUCUCAGAGGAAGUUCGCGAGUGGGAUUAUGGCGAUUACGAGGGACUCUUGACGCAUGAGAUCAGGGCUAAGAACCCGGGUUGGGAUAUCUGGAGGGAUGGCUGCCCUGGGGGUGAAAGUGUUGAGGAGAUGUGCAAUCGGAUAGACAACGUGAUCCUUAAGGUUCGCGAAUACCAUAGGCAGUACGUGGAAGAAGGAAAGAACACACGAGACGUUCUUAUCAUCGCGCAUGGACAUUUCAACCGUGUCUUUAUAUCUCGAUGGGUUCGGUUUGGGCUCGCGUUAGGUACUCACUUUAACGUUGAACCCGGAGGUGUCUCCGUACUCAGUUAUAAUCACAACUCGCUGGAUGAGCCAGCGCUGAACGCACUGAACUUAUAUGCUGAUUUGAAGUAGAGGAUUGUUAUGACAACCCCUAAACUAUCUUUGUCCGUAGCUAUGACACGACUUGUGUAUUUUGCAAAUACUAACAGAUGUUUUCGGUAUCGAUGGCAAGAUAUGCAUGACCUAAAAGAGC